Poecile atricapillus (Black-capped chickadee) is the source of this 1287-nucleotide messenger RNA. RefSeq lists its product as uncharacterized. Lineage: Eukaryota; Metazoa; Chordata; Aves; Passeriformes; Paridae. Bases 1 to 1287 code for a protein of 428 amino acids. The transcript has 2 exons. The record is from RefSeq and is a predicted model, not a curated record.
AUGCUCCUGGCCAGGCUGAGGCCACCAAACUCAGGGCGCUUUUCCAGAGCUUGGAAACACAAAACAUCCCACGGCCACCAAACUCAGGGCGCUUUUCCAGAGCUUGGAAACACAAAACAUCCCACGGCCGGUGCCAGGGCGGUGCGGGACGAGGUGGCACCGGGAGAGAAAGCCGGGCUCGGGGCAGGAGCCACUGGCACCACACCGGGACCCUCGGGGAUGCUCCACGAGCCUCAGCUCCAGACCCCCCUCCCAAAGCCCCUCCUGCCCCCGGGAGCUGUUUGUGACCUCCCUCUGCAGCUUGGAUUCAUUUGGGGUUUGCUGCCGGGCCCUGGGCCAGGAGUUUCAGUGAACAACCCCCUCCUGCCUGAUCCAGGGGCUGGCAGCCAAGCCAGAGGCUCCUCCCUUUCCCCCCACCCCAAAAAAGCCAAAAGUAAAACCCCAGCACGGGGGGCGUUGUCCCUGUCCCUGUCCCUGUCCCUGUCCCCAACCCAGCCCAGGUCCUGCUGGUGCCCAGUGGACCCUCAGAAGCCACCAGGACACGUGGCUGGGACUGGGAUCACCAGUUUGGGACUGGGAUCACCAGUUUGGGACUGGGAUCACCAGCCUGGGACUGGGAUGCAGAAUCUGGGACUGGGAUCAGAGUUUGGGAUCAGGAUAAAGAAUCUGGGGCUGGGAUUACCAGUUUGGGACUGGGAUCACCAUUUGGGACUGGGAUCACAGUUUGGGAUCAGGAUGCAGAACUGGGAUCAGGAUGCAGAAUAUGGGACUGGGUUCACAGUUUGGGACUGGGUUCACAGUUUGGGAUCAGGAUGCAGAACCUGGGACCGGGAUGCAGAAUCUGGGACUGGGAUGAGAGUUUGGGAUCAGGAUGCAGAAUCUGGGACUGGGUUCACAGUUUGGGAUCAGGAUGCAGAACCUGGGACUGGGUUCACAGUUUGGGAUCAGGAUGCAGAACCUGGGACUGGGAUCAGAGUUUGGUACCAGGAGAGCCGUGGGCCAGUAGCCCACGGCACACUCCAUCCCUGGGCCAGCAGCCCCAGAUCCAGCCCGUGGAUCCUCCAUGGGAAGGGGAGUUUGUGCCACGGAGUUUCCCUGCAGUGCCCUGGGAAAGCUGGGCCGGGGAUGAAUGAGGGCUCUGUGCUGCAGCCCCAGCACGAGUUACCAGCAUUUUCCAGGCUACCGGCAUGGAACGGAGCAGGGAACGCGGCCGGGAGCUGGGACAGACACGGAGGGACAGCCCAGGGCAGGGUGGGGAGCCCCGCUUGGCACCUCCCAGACUCCUGA